CGGGUAGUCACGCAUUAACCACGAAAGGAAACUUAAUUUAGUUUGUUUCCUUUCUGUUUGUCACAGGAGAAACUACUCUGGACUAAACACUCAGUAGGAGACAUGGACACUACAGAGGAGCUGGAGAUUUGUAGCCACUGCAAUAAAGAGGUGGGGAAGACGAACCUUCCCAUGCAUGAAGCUCACUGCCAGCGUUUCCUGUGUCUCUGCCCUAAGUGUGAUGAACAGGUGCCUAAGGAUCAGCUCGAGGAACAUCAAACGGAGCAGCACACAGAGAUCAAAUGUAAGAAGUGCGGUAUGAAGAUGGAAAAGCGCAAGCUACUAGACCAUGAAGCAAACGAAUGCACAGAGAGGCUUCAGAGCUGCAAGUAUUGUCAGCUGGAUCUCCCUUUCAGCAACCUAAAAGAGCACACCGUGACCUGUGGUAGUCGGACAGAACGCUGCCCGGACUGUAAGCAGUACGUUAUCCUGAAAGACCAACUCCAGCAUGCUCAGACCUGCACCUCUGUGGAAUUCAGCUUUAAAACUAAAUCCGUUAAUGGAAAUCUAAAGCCUUUGCUGGCGAACACUCUGCAGGAGGAUGAGCCUGAAGAGUUUGUGGAAGGCGGUGUUAGCCAGGCCUCCCAGUCUGAGCCUGAAGACACGACCCUGUCCCUGUCAGCUCUGCAGAAGAAGAAGCAGAAGGAGAAAAUGGGUUGGAAAGAUGAUGAUCAGAUAAGCACCUGUCCACACUGUCACCUCGCUCUGCCAUUAAACAUACUGAAGUGGCACGAAGACAAAUGCAGGCUCGCUGAAGGUCUGAAAAGGAUGAGCGUGGCGAUGGGUGCAGUUGGGGACCAGUGAGGAAUAAAUCAUGUGACUGGCAGGAAUGCAGGAGGCAACAACAGGAGCGACUCAUUUUAAUACAUUUUAUUGAUAAAUUAAUAAAAGGGUCUUUUUGGUCAUUUGUAAAGAUAAAAUACAAAACAACAAUUUGGCGAAUAUGAAUAUUGUAUUUAAGAAUUAUGUUUUUUUUUGUUUUUUCUGUUUUUUAUAAUAGAUAGAUAGAUAGAUAGAUAGAUAGAUAGGAAAAGCAUAUUGCAGUUGUAAACUAUAGCAUUCGCACUGGCACUUACUGAAGAGGUUCAGCCUUUUUAAUCCGUUAAAAUAUUCUAACCUUCCUCGAGGCAGCAUAGUGGCAUAAUGUUUAGCACUGAGGCCUCGCACCUCCAGGGUCCAGGUUUGAUUCCCGCCUCGAGACUUUGUGUGUGUGGAGUUUACAUGUUCUUCCCCUGAUUGGUGGGUUUCCUCCAGGUAAUCCUUUUUUCACACAGUCCAAUGACAUGCUGCUUAGGCUGGUUGGCGUUCCCAAAUUGCCCGUAGUGUGUUUGUGUGUGUGUGUGUGUGUGUGUGUGUGUGUGCCCUGCAAUGGGUUGGCAUCCGGCCCAGCUUGUACCACGCCCUGUGCCCUUAUUCUCCUGGGAUUAGGCUCCAGACCAUAAAUGAAUGAAUAAAUAUUUACAUGGUAAAUUAUAUAUAUAAUUAUAUACGUUACUUUUUUUAGGGACGGGAGUCACCAGGAGCCACCCGAUACGAUAUUAUCACGAUAUCUACUUUAGAUCGCUAUGAUACCAUAGGACGCUGUGGAUUAUAGACAAACUACAUCACUUUACCACCUCAAAUGCAAACAUAUAAAUAUAAAUAAAAUAAUAAUAAUGAUAAAAAUAAUAAUGGAAAAUCAUCACCAUCCUGAAUGAUUUGCUUGGCAUCAUUUGCCAGAAGAAUUGUAAAAUAAAAAGUAUAAAUGUGUUCUUAAUUUAAAUUUAAACUUAAAAUCUACAUAACCAUGAAACUAAAAAUAUGGAACUUUGCAUUUUGUUAAUAUAUAUCAGGAUUUCUCACUUCUGUCUCAUCAAGAUGUGUUGAUUAAUGUUCUAUAAUAGCAGCUCUGACAGUAUUGCCGCUGCAAGUCAAGGUUUAUAUCAAUGCUUUUGUUCAAACACUCGAUUGUUUCUAUAGUAACAAGUCCUAGGGUUUUACAUUCAUUAUAACCCAAAUGUAUGUUUUUUUUGUUUGUUUGUUUGCUUUCUGUUAAAAAUAAAACCUUAUCAUUGAUAUCAUUGACGUUGUGAAUCCUUGUGUCAGAGCUUUUAAACAGUCAACUAAACCACUUUGUUCAGAGUUUAAUGAACGUUCUCAUAAACAACAAUUCAAACAAAGUAAAUCAGACAGUCAGUCAGUCACUUUGUUGUCAAACUGUGCUCGUUAAUUGUUAAUGAUGCCGGGACACCAUCACAUGAACAACAAUUGGAGUGUCCAUGUGAAGGUGAUAUUAAUGAGGAUGACCUUGAAACCCUUGCAAUGACUCACCUGAUGUAUGGGAUAAGCAUACAUCCCCGGUUGUGCUUAUGAAAAUGGAUUGAUCAAUCAGUUUGAUCAGCCUCACCAGUAGUAACAGCAGUGGAGUCAGCCUCAGCAGUAGGGCUUUAGAUGUGAACCAGAUGAAGGAAGUAUCAUGGUUCUGUCAGAAAAGCAUGCAAAUAGAACACAGCCAUAGAUACACUGAAGCAUAUCUUGAGUAUAUCCUUGGACUACUUCUAUGCUAUAAGUUUUCUGUAUGAUGCUUUUUACUUUUCUGCACACAACUUCAGUUCCAAUUUACCAUUUGCCAGACAAAGAAAAAAAUUAU
Messenger RNA from Clarias gariepinus (North African catfish), 2668 nucleotides. RefSeq names its product XIAP associated factor 1 (gene xaf1). Bases 103 to 843 code for a protein of 246 amino acids. NCBI's taxonomy places the organism in Eukaryota, Metazoa, Chordata, Actinopteri, Siluriformes, Clariidae. The transcript is spliced from 8 exons. The record is from RefSeq and is a predicted model, not a curated record. Gene Ontology annotation, molecular function: zinc ion binding.